This is a messenger RNA of Oreochromis aureus, 714 nucleotides long. Its product is annotated as ribonuclease inhibitor-like. The transcript has 5 exons. Lineage: Eukaryota; Metazoa; Chordata; Actinopteri; Cichliformes; Cichlidae. Bases 1 to 681 code for a protein of 226 amino acids. Gene Ontology annotation, molecular function: protein binding. The record is from RefSeq and is a predicted model, not a curated record.
AUGUUUAGGGAGGCUGCAACUUACGGCGACUUCACUGACUUGGAGGAGUACACGUCAUCAGUGUCCAGCUACAUCAACAACAAGAACGACGAGUCAGCGUACAGAGAGGAAGUGCAGAGGCUAACGAUCUGGUGUAAAGACAACAACCUGUCUCUGAAUGUUGACAAGACAAAAGAGAUGGUUGUUGACUUUAGGAGGACACGAGGCGACCAUUCACCGCUGAGCAUCAACGGCUCCUCUGUGGAGAUCGUCGACAGCACCAAAUUCCUGGGCGUCCACCUGGAGAAGGACCUCGGCUGGUCCCUCAACACCAGCUCCCUAUUGUGGAGCUGUGGUUUGUCAAAGAUCAGCUGUAAAUAUCUGGCAGCAGCGCUGAAGUCCAACCCCUCCCAUCAGAGAGAACUGGACCUGAGUUACAACAACCUGCAGGAUUCAGGAGUGAAGCAGCUGUGUGGUUUUCUGGAGAUUCCAGGAUCUGGACUUGAAACUCUGAGAUUGUGGAGCUGUGGUUUGUCAAAGAUCAGCUGUGAUUAUCUGGCAGCAGUGCUGAAGUCCAACACCUCCCAUCUGAGAGAACUGGACAUGUUGGGAAACAAGUUGGAGAAUUCAGAUGUGAAGCAGCUGUGUGAUCUUGAGGAGAGUUCAGACUGCAGACUGGAGACUCUGAGGUGGUGGAGCUGAUGGUAAACAGGACGGUGUGUGCUGAGAGAGGAG